GGGUUUCAGAGGAAGACGAUACCAAGCUCUCGCUCCCGUUCGAUUUUUGAGCUCCCUCCGCCAUGGAGUCCGGCAGCGAUCGCUCGCCUGAUGAGCCCGUGACGAAGCCUUCCAGCGAUUUCGAGAAGAAGAGUUCGGUUAUUGAAGCUCCGACGUCAACCACCAGCGGCUGCGGCAGAAAGAUUGGUGGAUCCAAAGACAGUGGACAUUCGAUUUUGAAUACUGUUAAUAAGUCCACAUCACAGAUCAAGAAGCCCCCACAUCGAAAAAAUGUUUCUCCCCUGAACUGGUUUCCUAGAAAAAAGACUGAUUCAUUCUUGAAGAGAAAAAUCAAGCAUCUACAGGAGAUUGAAGGAAUGAACCUUUCUCUUGAUGAAACACUUGGAAAUGCCAACCCUCAUUAUACUAGGAUAGCAAGGGAAAAGAUUGCAGCUCAUGAGGCAGCUCAGAAGGCCAUGGAAGCUCGCAAAUCUGCUAUGGUUGAAGCCUCCUGGUAUCGAAUACUAGGAGCAGCUAGGAUUAAAAGUAAAGAAGCAGAGGCACGGUUGGAGAAAGCUGAGAAAUGCGCAGAAGAAGCCUUUGAAGCAGCAAGAGCUUUGGGAGUAAUGAUGUAUGAUAGGCCAGAUUGUCAAAGGAGAACAUGCGAAAUAGAAACAUCUUUGGCUAUUGGAGGAUGGUCCACUCAUACAGUGACUGCUUCUUUUGAAACUGCCUUCGAGGUAGAUAAAGAGGUGACAGCAGCAGUUAAAAAGGCAUUCAUACAGCUUGCAAAUUGCCCCUCUUCUUUGGAAAAAGAAGAAUUUAGAGAUUUACUUUACAAAAUCACUCAAAAUCCUGAUGGCAAUCGUACCGUGGAGGAUGUACCAGAAAUAACUUCUGAAUGUGACACUGGUCAUGGGGCAGAACGUGAGAAAGACUCGCAUAUUAGUGGUGACACAGACAUGAAGCAUGCCACCAAAAUGAAACAACGAAAAAGCAAGAACAGUUUGCUUCCAACUGAUAGUGGCAGCAGUAUCUCUAUGUCACCAACAGAGAUCAUUGACAGGUUGCUUGAAAGACUAAAAGGUUUGCAUGAGGAUGAACUUGCUUCUCUGGCUGUUAUUGUUGCAACUUGUGGCCUGAAUGCUGCACUUUGCGAAAUGGAGCACGACAAAGAUAAUGAUCUUGAAACCAUUAGCAGUUGCACUUCUAAACUAAGAACAGGAAUGAGAAGAGAUUCCAGCAUUACAUCCAUCAUGGGUCACACUGUGCAAGAGAAAGAAGCUCUGACUGAAAUACCCAGUCUGGACAAGUCUCUGGUGAAGCAUGUCUCGAGACUUGAAAGGGAAGUUCAAGAAGCAAGGAAAAAUAAUAGAGAUUUGAUUAAUCAGAGAACUUCAGAAACAUCUGAGACCCAUGUUGUUGUUGAAAGUAAGCCAUCAAACAAAAAUGAAAGACAUGUAGACUCGACUUUGGACUUGGGAAGUGUUCUCAUGAAGCAUGUCACUAAACUUGAAAGAGAUGUCCUAGAAUUCAAGAAGAACAAUUACAGGAGCAACUCACUAGUGGAGGAUAGGAAAGGUGUGGAACGGAAUGUUGAAAGUGAAUUUCAAUCUGAAAUUGCAGAGACUAAAUGCAAUGUUGAUGCACCUACAUGUGACAGUAUCCCAACUCUGAAAGGAAAGCGAUCCAACACCACAGAUGAAUUAUUAGGAGGAAAAUAUGGAAUAUCAAUUAACAAUGGAUGUAGACAGUUGAGUAGUUCUCAAGGACUGACUGAAGAUAUUGAACAUCAUGGCGUAAUGGUAAUACAUGAAGAAGUUCCAAGACCACCUUCUGCUUGUAGACAACAAGGCAAAGAGAAUAUAGAUUUCAAUCCUGUUGAUGAGAUGCAUCAAGCUAGUAAACGCAUGUCUCGUGUUGAAAGAGCUAAGAUCGAAGUGUUGAAAACAUUUUCUUAUCAGGAAAGAAAUAGGGGUGGUGGCGACGCACUUGAAACAAUGGGCCUUGAUAAGAUUUUAGUCAAACCAAUUCAUAGGUUGGAGAAGGAGAAAAUGCAAGCUUUGGAACAAAGGAGGGAUGAGAUUUCCCUAAGAGACCAGAAGAAGCAAACAACCGAUGUCAAGGAUACAGAGAGUUUAGACAUGAUCUUGGUGAAGCAUGUCUCUAGACUUGAGAAGGAGAAACUGAUACUUGCAGCAGAUGAAGGUGCAAGGACAGUGAAAAGAAGCAAACAGCAGCCUAAAGCAUGUGCACAAAGUUUAGAUGAAAUCCUGGUGAAGCAUCAGUCCAAACUGGAGAAGGCCAAGCUGGCUACAACUCAACAAUCAGCAGACUAUAUCAAGCAUGAAUCUCGUAGAGAAGCCAGGGAAAGGGAGUUGCAGGAAGCAUGGAGAGGCAUGAGUUUAGGGAAUUCAUUGAAACCCCAUCUAUCAAGGAUUGAACGAGACAAGGCUGCUUGGAGGAAGGCUGAGGAAGAGGAACGCAACCGAGAAAUGCAACUAUGAAGCAAAUCCAAUUGCUUCUCCUGCUCUGAUUUCCGUGUACAAUUUUCUUCGGGCAUCCUUCUGAUAAGUUCCAUUUUGUUGAACAUCUGAAAUCCAUGUUCAGUCUCUUGGCGUGCAUAUAGAACCAAUAGGAUUCAUACUAGUGAAAUGGUUCUGCUGUACUUAGUCGUCAUUUUCCAUGGUUUAUACUAUCCUCAAUGACAUCUGCCAUGAAGUACUUAUGAGAUAUCAAAUGACAGGAAAUACUUCAUAACGAAGUCAUUCAUUCAUUUCUUCGCCUUUCUCAGCGUAUA
Messenger RNA from Musa acuminata AAA Group (dessert banana), 2779 nucleotides. RefSeq lists its product as uncharacterized. Lineage: Eukaryota; Viridiplantae; Streptophyta; Magnoliopsida; Zingiberales; Musaceae. Bases 63 to 2486 code for a protein of 807 amino acids. The record is from RefSeq and is a predicted model, not a curated record. The transcript is spliced from 5 exons.